This is a messenger RNA of Rubroshorea leprosula, 552 nucleotides long. NCBI's taxonomy places the organism in Eukaryota, Viridiplantae, Streptophyta, Magnoliopsida, Malvales, Dipterocarpaceae. The record is from the annotation of a GenBank genome assembly.
AGGACUAGGAAGUUCAGAAAAACUCCAAACCCCCCCCCCCCCCCACUUUGUUUCUUCCGGUUUCUCUCCUGAGAUAUUGAAGAAUGGUGCAUGAAAGAGAGAUUGUCAUCAUCAGCCUCGACAUGGAUGACAAGAAGAGUGAUGCAAAGAGGAAAGGAAUGAAGGAGAGGAGUUUGACUGGGUUUGAGAGCAGUGAUAUAAACAAAGACGCUGAUGCUUUCAUCAGGAACUUCCGCAUUCAGCUCGAGAUUCAGAGCGGGGAAUCAAUCAAGUGCUACCAGAAGAUGAAAGCUCGAGGGGCUUAGAUUAUUGGGGUUGUAUGCAUUCGUAUCAACGAAUAAUGGUCAGUGGCAGAAGUCAGUUCUGCACCUUAACCAGGUAUUUAGGAGUAAGUAGUGACUUUGGAGCAGAAGCUGUUGUUUUUCCUGUAAUUGUUGAUUUCAUGUUUUCCUUUUUAGUGCUAUGAGUAUCACUGACAAAAUAGACAGGACUAUGUAUCUUUGUUGCUUAUUCCAUCUUGAAAUCAAAACAUAACAAAGAUAUGUGAUGCGA